Messenger RNA from Mizuhopecten yessoensis (Yesso scallop), 1473 nucleotides. RefSeq names its product 39S ribosomal protein L53, mitochondrial-like. NCBI's taxonomy places the organism in Eukaryota, Metazoa, Mollusca, Bivalvia, Pectinida, Pectinidae. The transcript is spliced from 3 exons. The coding region runs from base 18 to 395 and encodes 125 amino acids. Gene Ontology annotation, cellular component: mitochondrial large ribosomal subunit. The record is from RefSeq and is a predicted model, not a curated record.
GGAACUUCCGGUUCAAAAUGGCGCAUAAUCGGGCCAUUUCAGGGAUCUUGAAGAAUUUUCAAAUCCGGCCAAUAAAGAAAAUGAUAUUCAAAUUCGAUCCAUAUUCAUCAGACGUGAGAGCCAUCAGGGAAGUGCUUUAUGCACUACAUUCAGAUAAAAUUCUGUCAACCAAUUUAAACUGUGUACCCAAGGUGGAUAUCAUGUCGGAUCAGUCUGAGCCAGAGAUGAAAGUAGAUUUCACUGAUGGCCAGAAGGUGUUAUUCAAAACAAAAAAUUUAACAACUUUAGACGUUUUGCUGAAAUUACAUGGGAUGUGUACAGAAAAGGAUCCUAAAAAGCUGGAAACAAGUACAAUUGACACAAAAUCAUCUCGGAAAAAGGUUUCGAAAAAAUGAUACAGAGCAAUCUGUAUUGUGUAUGCAUUGUGUUGUGUGAAAACUGUGAGUAACCAGAGAGUUGUUAAAUUCUUCGUUAAAAGUGUUGGUGUCUAACUUGAAGGUGAUUACAGGAAAUUGAUCAGGAGUCAAGCUCUUAAGGCCCUGAAAGUAAAAUGAUAAAGAUUACUUCAUUCAUUAGACUGGAAGUGUGUGGGUAUAUAACUGGUUAAACAUUAUCUUUUGUAACCUUGCUCAAAAGUGAAGCAUCAAUAUCAUAUUCAUCAGCAUUUAAAAUUGAGUUUUUCAUGGAAGGGAAAAAUGCAUAGUAAAAUCUUAAAACGUCUGAAAAGUACAUACAAUACCAGGUACGAUGAUCUGACGAAAGAAUUGUAUAAAAUGACAAAGUUAACUGCUCAGCUGUUCUAUACAAGUGAAUCUAUGGUAUUUGAACGUCAAAAUGUAGGGAUUCUGCUGAAAUAUAAAAAGGAAGUGAAAAAUUGGUCGCCUUAUAUAAUAGGAAGACUAUGCAAAUAUGUAAAUAAAUACAUUGUAUAUCAUUAAUUUUUAAGAAAACCGAACUUAAGAAAUAUUUUACUAUAGCAAUUUGCUGUAAAUACUAAAAAUCUGUAUACUUGACACCUUCCGAUGAGUGGUAGUCUGUCCAACUGAAACAGAAACCCACUCCACUACUAUAAUACUUAGAUUCGAAAUUUUCUUUUCGAAUGGUACUUUAUAAGUUGGUAACAAUAUUACUAACAAGUAUGAGAUGCAGGGUGAAUCAUUUUUUGGAUUAAACGAGUAAAGAGUCUCCAUAAUGCUACAACACACAAACCUGAAUAUCAACAAAUUAUCAUAGAACCAUCUACCGGUAUUAAACAACAAAUUUCAGAAUUAAUUUCCCUUCACUUAUUGAUGCUCCAUAGCUACAGCACAGCCAGAUUUCAACCUAUCUACUGAGUAUGACAUUGUGUAAAUUGUAUAUCAAUGGAAAAAAUAUUUUGUGUGUGGAAAGAGAUGGAAGUAUUUGCAAUUGUGAUACAUGAGUUUUGUUUGUAAAAUAAAGUUUUUGGCUGAAUGAAAACAUGAAAUAAUUAUA